Molecule: messenger RNA, 3773 nt
Organism: Brassicogethes aeneus
Lineage: Eukaryota; Metazoa; Arthropoda; Insecta; Coleoptera; Nitidulidae
Source: the annotation of a GenBank genome assembly
CAAAUAUUGAUUGGGGCCAUCGUUAUCACGCGCGCUGCGCCUGCCAGCAGCGCCGCCGCGCGGGAAAAGCGCGAAACGACGGCAAAAAGGAAAACAUCGACUCCUGAAAAGCUCUUACUAGUAGCAUGAGUGCCGUAUAGUUGUAGUGUGAUUUCAUAACAGCAUGGCGUCAUCGGAAAAGUCUACUGGGGCCAUAAAAAAACGCCAAAAACGCAUGGGACCUGCCCCGAUAGCCUCCUUUGAAGACCUAUCUGAUGACAAGUCUAAAAUCGAGUCGACACCAGAGGAGCAAAACUUGGCAGGUUCCGUGGUCAGACUACCUGGUAUUCGGGAAGAUCUGACCCCGCACUCCCCUAGAAGCACCUGCAGCCCCUUGCCGACCUUCACGUACCCGGGAAUAAGCCUGGUGGGCUCUCAGAUGCAUUCCACGUCGCCGCAGCAUCUAAAGUCGCCGAGAGCGCCGCGCAUAGACAUAUCUAGAGCGUCCAGCUCGUCGCAUCACGGCAGCCGAGACAGCACUCCGGACAAGGAAGGCUACGAACACGAUCCUCACAGUGCCAAAUUGGGUUUGGGGUUCAGGGAGGACGGCGCCCUGGAUUUAAGGUCUUCUACCGAAGAGCUGCCGUAUCACGGGAAGCAUAGAAAGUCGACGCACUCUAGAUCGCCCUCGAUACACGACGAGUUCCACAGGAAGGACUCGCAGAGCUCCGAGUUGCUGGAGGUUGUGGGUAGAAGUUCCAGAGUAUCGAGUAUAGGAAGUCAAGGGUCGGCGAAUAGUCGUAUUUCGAAUUUGAGCGCGUAUUCGUAUUCAUCCAGGUGUUCAUCCCCGUACAAAAUGGUGCUAGAGACUUCUUUUUGCGGCAAUAAAACACCGGAUAAGGCCAAACCACCCACGGAUCUGUCCAACAUUAAAAUUGAUCCUGAUUUGGAGAAAGCGCUGUUGUCGCGUAAACACGAUCCGACCAAGGCGAUUUUAGCUGAAGGUAUCGCAACCCCGAAGAAAGUUCCUCAGAAACCUGCCCGGAAAGAAAUGCAGGCUCCGGUUGAUAUCAAAAUAACCAUCGAUCACGCGCAGAAGAACGGUUUGAGUAAGAGUUCGCCUGCCAUGUCGAGGAACGUCUCCGCAAACGGCGUGGAGUAUUUUUACAUACCGCUGAAAGGCAAACUGCCGGAGGACGUUCCAGGCAGUCAAAUAACGGUCCCAAAGUUCAACAAAAGAACCCUGAGGGAGUGCAAGUCGGCUAGUCCAGUGGAGAGACGGAAAAAUCAGCUGGCGAGUCCGAACAAACGGAAAAAGGGCAAAGGGGACGCGAAAGUGCCGACGAAGAGGAGUGCUUCGGCUUUGGAAACGAGCACCAGAAAAUCCAACGAGCCGCAAAUCAUCAGAAUACGCUUAAAGCCCGACCAUAUGUACGAGGACGAGCCCGAGUCGCCCAGGCCCGUGGAGAUCCACAAGCCGGAUUCGUUGGACUUGCAGAGCGUGCAAUACGAAGCCGAGUCGACGGGGGACAGCGGAUCGACUCACGUGCAAAGUUCGCCGAGCGUAAGUCCAAAAAAUUCGCGCAGUAAUGUAGUAAGCGUCACCCCGUCGCCGACCGCCUCGCGGAGGAGCUCAUUCGCCUCAAUUUUCAGGAGCCGCGAGUCGACGCCAGAGUCGCCUGGUGGGAGGCGGUUAAGCGCGUUGUCGGGUUUUGUCAAAGAAGCGACCGACCAGGUAAGCAAACACCUCAAACACAGGCCGCGCAGUAACAGUAAGGACGCGUCGCAAACGCUUUCAGCUGCUCCUUCGUCUUCAGAAUCUAUAGACAGCAAGACCAAGCAGAAAUCCCUGCUCUCGCUGUUCAAGUUCGGAAAAUCGAUCGAACCGCCAUCCCCUAAGCGCACGGAACCGGACGUUAAGGUGGAAGAAGGCAUCGGAAAGGUAGAAUUCAAGUUCAACGACACUCUAACCUCCGAUCGCGAUCACAAAAAAUUCCCCGCCACACCUCUGGUAGGUCGUAUCAUUCAUAUACCUUUGCACUCCCCUACAUACUACACCGAACGCACUAUAGCUCACGACUGGAGCCAGGAGUCGCAAGACACCGUCAUUGAAAACAACCCCAAGGACGAAAUCUCCAUCGAAACCAAAGAAGACGAAGAUGUUCAGCAAGUCGAGAAGAUAUUCAGCAAGGAAAGUUCGACGAGCUCUGAAAAUUUUGUAUUCACAACCCAACUAGGCAAUAACGAAGUUUUCACCACAAAACUACCGAAAAGAGUUGAGGAGACCAACCAUACUGUGGAUAUCAUAGUCCACGAAGCUUCAAGUCCUGUAGAUAUUGACGAUAACGGCAAUAAACAAGAAGAAUUAAGUCGGGAACCAUUCCCAAAAACCAUAGAACAAUCUCCACAAACUUCUAUAGAACCUGUAGAAAGCAUCAUAGAACCCAUAGAAAACACGUGCCUACCGAAAGACACCUCUUUAUCCAACCUAGUCACAGUUGAAGCUUCCCUGAGCUCACUCAGCCUUCUGGACGUAAAUUCCUCCGAUUCGGAAAAAGAUUCUGAAGCCGACAGCUUGCGAAACAACCGCAAAUCGCAAGUGUUGAAGCUUAAACUCUCAGAGCAAGAAAUAAAGGGUCUCGUGCAGGAUUCCUUCGAAGAAGAGCUGCCUUAUGUACCCACAACGUUGCCGCAAGAGCGUUCAAGUGUCGUUCCUAUCGUCCCAAUAUCGCAGAGGUCUUCUUUCGACAUUAAAACGUGCACUAUAGAGAGACCGCGUAGCACCACACCUUUAAAUCCGUCGUGUUUGGAGGAGUAUUGCGAGGAAGUUUUUGGUUAUGUGGAAUCGGUGGCCAAAACCAUAGAGAAAAUUAAAAUAUCCCUACCGAAAACGGACUCCUUCGAUAAAAUGUCGAAGAAAUCCCCCAGAAUCAACUGGCAAGAGUUUGCCGAAAUAGGUAAAAUAACUCGUACCACCCCCACAGCGGCCGAGGAGCCUCCCCCUUUGCCUCCAAAGGGGAUGCAAAAAGAAUGGAUCGAUUUUGAGCAGAUACCGGAAAAAAGGCGACAUCCAAAACGCAUCCAAACCAUCCCAGGGAGAGAUAAAGACAAGCUUCACAAAAAGGUGUCGCAGGAUGGGGUUGUGUACAACUACGUAAACCCCGAUGAGUGCGUGUGCGAAUGCCACGAUCACAUAACGGCAAAACCUAAAGCCAAACCCAAAGAACCUCUACCACAGCCGAUGGACGUCGACGAAGAAGAAGAAUUGAUGCCUCUAUUGGACGAAGAAGCAACCAUUGAACCAAUGGCAUCCACAGAAAGAUUUAGCAAUAUUAGUGAAUCAUCGUCGAGUGCAAACUCCAAAAAGACUAUCCAGGAUAGAAAAAGCUCGCCUAGUGGGAGUAAAACAAGUUUUAAUAUCAAUAAAAGACAUGAGGGGGACCACUGUAAAAAAGACGAAACCUAAUAGCCAACAAAAGUUACUUACGGAAAUCUAUUUAUGAUUUUCUUAUGAGUAUGGAAGUCUUUAACAUUUAUAAAUGUAAUAAAAUAGAUCGAUUAUUUCGUAAUCGGGAUGUGACCCUGUGACCGCAUAAGUCCCCCAAAUAGGUAAUAAGAAACUAAUAAUUCAUAAUUUUUAGAAAAAAUAAAUAAUAAAUACGACAAAACGGGUAAAAUCUAUCAUACUCUGUAAGAAUUAUGAGUCUUAAUGAAUCAGUAUUGCUCUUUAUACCUACUAGUUCAGCUAAAAUGAUUUAUGGACAAUUUGGUUGUAUUAUUUUUUAAAUCUUUAA